AUGCUAAAUUCGUCACUCCGCAGACUUCUUGAUAAAUCGGAGCUCGCGACAGAAUAUCGCGAAUUCAUGUCUGAUUAUCAGCGGCUGGGGCAUAUGCGGCCCGCGCCGAUCGCUCAAACUCACAUCAACCAACAGGUCUAUCUCCCGCAUCAUGGAGUGAUCCGGGAAAGUAGCUCCACUACGCGUCUUCGCGUUGUUUUUAACGCAUCGAGCGUUACUUCUAACGGCACAUCGUUAAAUGAUCAUUUAAACGCCGGGCCGAAAUUACAAACCGAUCUCAUGUCGGUCAUCCUACAAUGGCGUAGAUACAAAUACGUCUAUUCAUCCGAUAUCGCGAAAAUGUAUCGCCAGAUUCACAUCGAUGCGCGGGAUAUAGAUUAUCAACGGAUCUUGUGGAAGUCGUCGCUAUCGGAACCGCUCAUCGAUUAUCAACUUCUAACGGUGACGUAUGGAAUGGCCUGUGCGCCAUUUCUUGCCCUUCGGGUAUUAAAACAAUUAGUACGAGAUGAAGGUCAGCAUUUUCCGCUCGCGGUGUCUAUCCUGAGCGAUAAUAUUUAUGUCGACGAUCUACUUUUCGGAGCUGACGAUACAACUCAGAUCCGACUAGCGCGCGAUCAACUAAAUUCGAUAUUAUACCGCGGCGGAUUCUUAUUACGGAAAUGGGCAAGCAAUUCGCCCUCUCUCCUCGAGGAUAUUGACAUAGCGGAUCACGGUUUAGCUACGAAAAAACCUCUUGCUGAGGACGAACAAAUUAAAAUCCUCGGAAUCGGGUGGAAUCCGGCAAACGAUAUUUUCGAGUUUCGCAUGUCGCUGGCUGAUAACGCCCCGGAAACAAAACGUACGAUCUUGUCCGGGAUCGCCAGACUCUACGAUCCGCUCGGAUGGGUCACUCCGGUUACGAUUACCGCGAAAAUCUUCAUGCAACAACUUCCGCUGGACGAGGGAUUACGUCGCGUAAAGCAUACAUCGCGCUCUUUAUCUGCCUUGCGACAAAGGCAAUACAUUUGGAGUUAG
Messenger RNA from Formica exsecta, 1014 nucleotides. RefSeq lists its product as uncharacterized. The coding region runs from base 1 to 1014 and encodes 337 amino acids. Lineage: Eukaryota; Metazoa; Arthropoda; Insecta; Hymenoptera; Formicidae. The transcript has a single exon. The record is from RefSeq and is a predicted model, not a curated record.